Messenger RNA from Volvox carteri f. nagariensis, 5550 nucleotides. RefSeq lists its product as uncharacterized. The transcript is spliced from 8 exons. Bases 1 to 5550 code for a protein of 1849 amino acids. The record is from RefSeq and is a predicted model, not a curated record. Gene Ontology annotation, cellular component: cortical actin cytoskeleton; actin filament; site of polarized growth. Gene Ontology annotation, molecular function: actin filament binding. NCBI's taxonomy places the organism in Eukaryota, Viridiplantae, Chlorophyta, Chlorophyceae, Chlamydomonadales, Volvocaceae. Gene Ontology annotation, biological process: regulation of actin filament polymerization.
AUGGCGGCCCCGCAGCUUGACUUCAGGGCGGCAACAGGCCAGACGGCCGACCCGCGACUGGAUGCUUCGUUGCAAGCACCAGCACCUAUUGAAAGAACCUGGACGCCGUUGAUCAUACCGAAAGAGCUGUACCUUCGCGAAGGCUUGACCUGGCAACCACACCAACCCGUGUCGCUCACAGUUGAAGUCAAUGGCAAACGUGACAUGAUGAAAUAUGCGGCUGUCAUGCAGUUGGUGCCGAAGCUGGGUUUUGUUGCGCGCUUGGGCCAGCCCGGCGCUGCAGCCAAGUUCCAAAACUUGCAUUUGGUUGAUGUAAAGCGACUCGCAAGCCCUGAUGUAAGCGAUGCUGGAAUGGUUGCGCCGGAGGUGUCCGUACUUGCGGGGGCCGCGGCGGACGGCGGACUGCUGAGCGGCAGCAGUAGCGAGGGCACCUCAGCGCGCGCAGGGACGCGCUCCGUCGCUGCCACUGCGACCGACGUAGAUGCCGGUGCUAGCACUGACAGCCAUUCCCAAGGCGACGCAGCAAGCGACCCAGAUGAGAAGGCCACCGUCACAUCAGCUGCAGGGAGAUCCAUUGAUGCUCAGGCCAGCUGCUCAGCUGUCGCAAAGCCUGUCCCGGCUGCUACCCCUGCGGUUGAGGCAGUUGCGAUUAGGGCUGCAGCAGCGGAAAGUGCUGUAUCCGUUGGCGCCGUUGCAGCCAUCAGCGCUUCGGGGGCGGUCCCUGCGCUUUCCGCGGCAACAGCGCAUGCAUACUGUUGUGGUUACGCGUUCUGUCCUUGCCACCUGGACCCUGAGCAGCUCGACACGACUUCCGCGGACAGACACUUGAUGGACGCAUCUCUACACGGCUCGGUUGUUGCUGGGCGCCAGACGUUUUUCAGGAAAUCUGGGUCACCUGCCAGCGCCCACCCUGCCGACACAGCGGCGGUCUCGGGUGCUGCCUUGCCCUGCAGCUGCCAGCCUUCUUCGCCCAACGCCGCCGCGCCCUCCAGCGAUGCGUCGGCUGCCGCGCUCGCUAGCCACAUGAGCUAUGAGCGGCUCCGGAACUUAGCCAUCGCUCCCAUCCUUAAGUCCACAUCCUUGGCCGCGGUUCCCAAGGCAGUUGCCGUGUUCUCAAGUGACGGCGGUCGCCAGGGUGAUGCUCCGUUGCCGUCCGUAGCUUCGGCCGCGUUGCCGGCUUUGUGGACCACGCACGGGUCGGUUUCGGCACCAGCUGGCAGGAGUGGCGUCGUCACUUGGGUCGCACCUGGCGCGAGCACCGGAGCGGGCGGUGGACUUAUUGACAGGGAGCUUGUACUUCCAGCCGACUUGGCUGCCAAACGAAUGUCAGAUACGCAUGCGCUCGUGCAGAUUGAGAUUGAUGGCGAGGUCGAGGACUGCAAGAUGCAGUUUAGGCUUGUACGAUCAGCAGACGGCAGCACACUUGUGUUGCAGGGCAUCUCCCGGCCGCUGCGUGGCUUGCAGCUUGUAUCUAUUUCCGAGGCGGCUGAAGGGGACAUUUUUAUUCGCGCUGUGACACCAUCAGCCCAACCCACCGGCGGUGUUGGGGCCGUGGAGAAGGCCCGGGGGGCCCCAGCCGCAAAGCCGGUAGCGGCGAAGCCAGCGACGGUGGUAGCUGACAGUACAGCUUUGGCGAGCCGCUCAUCAAGUGGCCGGCAGCGGCGGCCGUCUCUAAAGGUUCGCGAGGGUGCUGAGGAGGCCAUUGUAACGGGCCUCCGCCGGCACGUGUCGGUGGCAAGCUCGCCUGCCCUUCCGCCGUUGUAUCCCGCGAACAGCGAAGCUGGGGCCGCGCUCUCAGGCAUGCCGCCGUCGGCCGUGCAGCACCAUGUGUCUGAGCUUGCAUCUCAACAGCAGUCGUCGCACCAGACGAAGCGCCGCGGCAGGCCCCCGCGGGCGCGUGAGCAAGAGAUGGCGCUGCCGCCGCCACUACCGCCAACUGCGCCAAUGCAAUGCUACCAGGAACUGCAGCCGUCAGCGCAGCAGCCAUCGCAGCUGUUGCCUCCGGGGAUGGAUGACGGGGGAUUUAAGGUGAAGGUAGAGCAGAUGCAGGACAGCCAAGACGUGAACGUCUGCCGGGCGCUCGGUGUUGAAGGCAGCGCGAAACGGCAGAAGGCUGCCAUCACCACCACUGCUGGCCGUCCGGGGUCUCUGACGAAGAUUUCGGAGGGAGCCGCGUCUGCUGGGGAGGAGCCUGGGGCCCCACAACUCCAGGGACGCCGAGGUGCAUCUCAGCGGGCCCGCCGUGCGGCACCGAUGACGGCUGCGGCGGUGCAGCCAACAGCAGCAGGUUGCCCGUUGUCCACGGGCUUGAAGGCCACCAACUGCGCGACGGUCCUGGUGACCGGUCGGGCACGCAGAACGUCAAAUCUGGGAUCAGCGGUCAGCCUGCCGCCGCUCCGAAACCCUUCAGUUGACGAAAUUUCGCCUAGUGGGAGAAUAAUUUCAGACUUACGCGGUAUGGCUUUUCGAGAUUGUCCCCAUCAGGAGCUGCAGCAGCUCUAUUUACCGCCGCCGCAGCAGCUGCUACCAUUGCAGCUCCAAGCAGUCAGUGGCCGCAAGCGCUCGUCAGCGGCAUGUAGAGCAGGAGGUGACGCUGCCAUGCUUGUGGCGUCUGCUACUGCUGUUCUGCCCCCCAUGCAGCUGUCAGACGAACCUAGUCCCAAGCGCUACAGGAUGAGCCGCGAAGGCAGCUCUCUGGGUGCCUUGGAUCAUGAUGGUGCUGAUGAAGAUGAGCAGCAACCACAGUUGCUGCCAGAGGAGAGUCCACAGGGCUCUGAGGCGGCUGCACCGGCGGGACCGCGGCCAUCAUCGGCGCGAGGCCGGAUCGCUGGCGCCUGUGGCGCCGCCGCACGGCGUGCACAGCGGCAUCUGCAGCGGCUGCGGGAGCCGCCGUCGCCAUCCUCGGCUGGCACGGAUGCCUCGGACACGGAUGACGCCGAUGGGGCGGAAGGGUCGGCCGGAAGCGGCGAUUUGGUUGGAGCAAAGGCGGUACUACUGGAGGCAGGGGCACAUGGCGCUGAUGGCGCGGCUGCUGCUGAUAGUGGCGUCGGCAGCGGCGCCUUGACGUGCUAUGCCGCAGCGGUAGCUCGUCCUAAGCAUCGGGGUCGUGUGGGAGUCAUCAAGGCAAGAAGCAAGCCGAACCGCCACCCCAGCAAGAUCUCCAAUGUCAUACGCAACGCCGGAGCUAUCCUGCUUAUGAUUGGUCACAGCCCCAUGGUGUACGAGAAGCAGCUGCGCGCAACCUUUGGUAACAAUCCUGACACCAGCAAGGCCCUGAGAUUGCUCGAAGAACAGGGCAAGGUGAUGCGCGGCGGCCUGGGCUAUCGCAUGCACCCGUAUCACUACACCCUUACCCCCAUCGGUCGCAAGGAGUACGAGCGGCAGCUGGCGGAGCAGGGCCCUUCACAUGCGUUUGCUCUUGCCAUGGGGGUGAACCUUCCGGGCGCGGAAGAAGGCGGCGGCGACGGCGGCAGCCGUGCAGAUGCUGAUGUGGAUGCUGACACGACAGGUGCUGAGGAGGCUGCGGGCGAGGCGGGGGCCUCGGCUGAUGCCGCUGACGCGGGAUGUGCAAAUAUGGGAGCAGAGACUGAGGCACAAUCAGGCGAGGCUCCUGCUGCAGCGCUGCCUGAGCCUACGAAGCAGGAGUACCAGCCCAGCUCAAGCGCUGUGCUAGCGCCCACAAACUUGGCACAAGCUCAGUCGCUCUUGGAGGGGGUAUCCACGGGUGCUAUCUCGAGUGCUGGGCUGCAGCGACCCGCGGCAGCGGAAGGCUGCGGCCAUGCACUGGCCAUGCAAGCUGAUUGCCCGCUCGGUGGCGCAGCGGCAGGGACGCAGGCCGCAGCGGCUGCUGACGUACAGGCGCCCCCGGUGCCGCUACCGCAUGUCCUGCUGUUACCACAGCUGUCGACAGCAGCUGGGCCGGAUAGCACGGGUCCCUCUGGAGCCUCGCCCGCGACGGUGCACUGGUACGGCAACGGUGGCGGCAGUGGGGGCAGCGGCGAUGGCAGCAGCCCGUCAGAGAGCGCACAGAGCGCGCAGCGGUCUCAGAAGCAAACUCUCGGCAGGACCAUGCCGCCGUCGGCAGGUACGGCGGCGGACGCGGCGGCUUCCGCCGCUGGGCCUGACAUAGCAGCUGGGCAGCAACGGCAAGUGCUAUCGCAUCAACAGCCUCAGGUUCACUACAGUCACCAUCCACAUGCCAUCGCCGCUGGCGACUCGGCCAUCAAGGCCGCAGUAGCAGAUAAUGCAUCAUCAGCUACUGCCGCGGCAGCUACCGGGCUGCCGCAGCAGCAGGUGCAGGCCGUGCUUGCUUGUCCCCUUGGUUACCAGCUCACCUACACGCCGGCCACCUACCACUUCACUGGAAAAGAGCCGGGCAUACCAAGUCAAGGAUCCGCCGCCCAAGCCGGAAAAGGACAAGCCCCGUACGGCAACUCGUACGCCAUGUACGGCUAUGUACCGACUCCAUUUGGGUAUGUUCCAUACCCGUUGUUCGGUCCGUACAAUCCCGCUGCUGCUGCUGGUGACGGCGCCGGAGGCGCUGGGGUCAUGCAGGCGUGUGCGUCUGCAGCGGCGGCAGCGCCUGGUGUGCCCGCGUUUCCAGCUCCUGCCAUGCACUCUUGCACUGGAGUGGCCGGCCCGUCCGGCGGCCAGACCCCGGCGCCCGCCCCAGCCUCAGCCGCUACAGCGGCAACCCCUCUCCUGCAGUCCGCGCAGCCGUUGGCCGGCCCGUCCUCUUGUAUUCUUCAGGAACAGCAGCAAAAGCAACAGCAGUCUGACCAGUCCGGAUUGCAACGCGGGGCCGCACCGCUAGGUGGGGAGCCACAGGCAGCGGAUCAGGGGCGAAUGGAAGCUCGGACGACUACAGCUAGCAAUGCGCCAGUUUGCUUAAAGGCCGCGCUGCUGGAGCCUGCGUCGGCGUUGGGAGCGCAACCAUUGGAGCGACAGCCUCAGGCGCAGGUGGAGGCGCAGCCGCCGGAGGUUACGAAGGAAGUGUCGGGGAAAGCGGCCCCACAACAUCAGCUACAACAGCAGCUGCGGCGGCAGCAGCAACAACAACAGCAACAGCAGCAAGCUCAUCAAACGACAUUGUCGCCGCCGUUGCACCAACAGGCGCACCAGCAGCCGCAGCAGCAAGCGCACCAGCAGCCGCAGCAGCAAGCGCAACAGCAGCCGCAGCAGCAAGCGCAGCAGCAACAGCAGCAAGCGCAGCAGCAACAGCAGCAAGCGCAACAGCAACAGCAGCAAGCGCAACAGCAACAGCAGCAAGCGCAACAGCAACAGCAGCAGCCCCUGUAUUUCCGAUAUAUUGCGCAACUGCCUUGCGGGGGCUAUCGUGCUGAGGUGCCCAGCAUCAACGGCGUCAUGUACUACAGUCCUGGCUUUGCUAGCAGCAUGCAGGCGGCUGCCGCGGCGGAUCUUCUGAUGGCCAAGUUGCGGCCGGGCGAGCAGCUAAACCUGGGCGUAAACGCGCAGGAGGCCGCCACGUUGGCGUCUUGGACGGUGGAGCAGGUUCAGACCCUGUUGUGGAGUAUGGCUGAGCAGCGCUGA